AAAGUGGAGUGAAGGUGAAGCCCCCAGGACCAGGAUGGAUGUGUCUGUGGAUUCUCCUGGCGUGGGGCCUCCCAGGGCUGUGUGUGGCUGCCAGUGUGGCUGGAACCAAAGUGGAGCACGAAGGCCUCUGUCCCAACAAGCUCAACAAUAACCUGUGGGUGGAUGCCCAGAGCACCUGCGAGAGGGAGUGCAACAUCGACCAGGACUGUGCCGACUUUGAGAAGUGCUGCACCAACGUCUGCGGCCUCCUCAGCUGCGUGGCCGCGCGCUUCUCCGACGGUUCAUCAGCUCAGCCGCAGGGCGCUGGGGAAAACGCAGAGACCACGGCGGUGUCGACGGCCACCUGCGAUGGGUUCAUCUGCAGCCAGCAGGGGGCGACCUGCGACAUAUGGGACGGCCAGCCCAUCUGCAAGUGCCAGGACCGCUGCGAGAAGGAGCCCAACUUCACCUGCGCCUCGGACGGCCUCACUUACUUCAACCGCUGCUUCAUGGACGCGGAGGCUUGCAUCCGGGGGGUGAGCCUCACCGUGGUCACCUGCCGCUUCUACCUGGCCGGGCCGCACACCAGCCCACUGCCCCAGGAUACCACGGCAAACCCCACGCCCACGUCCUCGCAGGAGGACCCCUUACCGCCCACCUUGUACUCCAACCCCCACCACCAGUCCAUCUACGUCGGGGGCACCGUCAGCUUCCACUGUGACGUCUUUGGAGUUCCAAGACCGGAUGUGACAUGGGAGAAGCAGAGCGAACGGCGGGAGCGGCUGGUCAUGAGGCCCGAUCAGAUGUACGGCAACGUGGUCAUCACCAACAUCGGGCAACUUGUCAUCUACAACGCUCAGGUGUGGGACACCGGCAUCUACACCUGCAUCGCUCGGAACUCGGCAGGAGUCCUUCGCGCAGACUACCCGCUGUCAGUCAUCCGCAGAGCUGAGGACGACUUCUCCGAAGAUCCAGAGAUGCCCAUGGGGCGGCCCUUCUCUCCAGCCGACUGUCUGGCAGAGCUGGACCAGAGGGUGUGCAGCGGGGAGCGCCAUGUGGACUGGUACUACGACAGCAAAGUCGGCUCCUGCUUGGCUUUCAGCAACGGUGGAUGUGAUGACAGUCGGAACAGAUUCGAGACCUACGAGGAAUGCAAGGCCUCGUGCCAAAGGGAAGGGACGGGCAUUUGCACCCUGCCUGCGGUCCAGGGACCCUGCAAGUCUUGGGAGGUACGCUGGGCCUGGAACCCCGUCAUGAAGCUGUGCCAAGCCUUUGCCUACGGCGGCUGCCACGGAAACGCAAACAGCUUCCGCACGCAAAAGGAAUGCGAGUCAAACUGCCCUCAAACCAAGAGAAAAGCCUGCAAGACGUGCCGGGUGAAGGGGAAGAUGGUUCCCAGCUUGUGCCGCAGCGACUUCGCCAUCGUGGGCCGGCUGACCGAGCUGGUGGAGGAUUUGGAUUCCGGUCUGGCCCGAUUCAGCUUAGAAGAGGUCCUCAGAGACGAGAAGAUGGGGCUGACGUUCUUCAACACCAAACACUUGGAGGUCACCAUCGCCAAGAUUGACUGGAGCUGCCCCUGCCCCAACAUCACCAUGGAGGAGAGCCCCCUGCUGGUGAUGGGAGUGGUCCAAGACGGCAUGGCCAUCGUCCAGUCGGACAGCUACGUCAGAGCCAUCACCGAGCGCCGACUGAAGAGACUGCGGGACGUUGCGGUGAAAAAAGGCUGCCGGACGUCCUGA
Messenger RNA from Synchiropus splendidus (mandarinfish), 1718 nucleotides. RefSeq names its product WAP, Kazal, immunoglobulin, Kunitz and NTR domain-containing protein-like. The record is from RefSeq and is a predicted model, not a curated record. The transcript is spliced from 2 exons. The coding region runs from base 39 to 1718 and encodes 559 amino acids. Gene Ontology annotation, cellular component: extracellular region. NCBI's taxonomy places the organism in Eukaryota, Metazoa, Chordata, Actinopteri, Syngnathiformes, Callionymidae. Gene Ontology annotation, molecular function: serine-type endopeptidase inhibitor activity; protein binding.